ACAGGCAAAACAACACUAGUCAACAAGCUACACAAUGACCUAGAGCACUGGCUCGCCGAUAUUUCAAUCGAUAAACCACAAAUAGUCUCCGAAGUCGCCAGAACUGUUCUGGUCAAGCACAAAUACUCAGCCCAAGAUAUCCAAACGUCAACUACCAGGUGCUUUGAACUCCAACAACUCAUUCUUGAAGCACAAGCAUCCUCCGAGAAGGAAGCUCUAGAGACCUCCAGUUGGUUCAUCUCCGACCCUUCCGGGUUCGACCCUUUAGUCUACGCAAAGCGAUAUGCCGCCCCAGAUGCUGUUCGACAGUUGCAGAAACUGCCUGCCUGGAAAAAGGUCAAGGCAAGAAUGGAGAGUUCUUUGAUCCUGGUCUGUGAAGCGGGGACGCCGUGGCUGAUGGACGAUGGUGUGCGAUUGAUGCCUGGAAGCGAUAAGGAGUGGAUGCAGCUUUUUCACGACUUUUGCGAACUGUUGGAUGACAUUGGGCUUGAGUACUGUGUCGUACCUCGGACCAUGUUGUAUCUCUCAAAACGGGCAGACCUUGUACGUGCGAAGUGGACUGAGAGACGACAGUCUUUGAUUGACAAACGAUAG
Fusarium redolens is the source of this 594-nucleotide messenger RNA. RefSeq names its product AAA domain-containing protein. The transcript has a single exon. The annotation marks the transcript as partial. Lineage: Eukaryota; Fungi; Ascomycota; Sordariomycetes; Hypocreales; Nectriaceae. The record is from RefSeq and is a predicted model, not a curated record.